AUGAAUUGUAAACGUGAUGUUAUCCCCGAUAUUGGAGCUACAGUGACAACAUUUGUGACACUGUAUACAGGAUCCGCAAGCAGCGAUGCCUAUGAGAUCGUGCGCAAAAUUGGCUUUGGGAAACACGCAGAUAUCUUCGAAGGUGUUCGGAUGAUAGAUCUCAAGAGAUGCAUAGUCAAGCCAGCGAAAGAAGUAGGGAGGCUCAGCAUAGAGCAGGAGAUCAAAAUCCUUCGCUCUCUUGGAGGCGGGAUAAAUAUCCCGAAACUCUACGACAUUGUGCAAGACAGCCAGAUGGAACCGCCGUCCUUGGUCUUUGAAUACAUUGAGAAUAUCGAUUUCCGAACUUUAUAUCCUACAUUUAGCGACGGAGACGUCCGCUACUAUAUGAAAGAACUUCUUAAAGCCGUUGAAUUUUGUCAUAGCAAGAGCGUCAUGCAUAGAGAUAUUCGUCCGCACAACAUAAUGAUUGACCACAAUCAACGAAAGCUACGACUAUUUGGCUGGGAUUACGCCGAAGUUCAUGUUCCCAACUGUAGAUAUAGCGUCAGAGUUGGUCGAGGUUUCCACAAGGCUCCGGAACUACUUUUACAGUACGAAGAGUAUGACUGCAGCGUAGAUAUAUGGAACGUAGGAGUAGUUAUUGCGUCUAUGGUCUUCAGGAAAGAGCCAUUCUUUCAUGGAGCGAGCAAUUUUCAUAUCCUACAGGCGAUUGCCAGGGUGCUAGGCACCAAAGGCCUGCUCAACUAUGUGGAGAAGUACGAUAUGGAAACCAUCACGGAUGGUAUUGAUGCUAUCGCGCAUUUCGAGAGGAGGAGUUGGCAAAGUUUUUUCAACGAGAGCAAUGAACGAUUUGCAAGUAUGGAGGUCAUGGAUCUCUUGGAUAAGCUGCUUCAAUGGGAUCAUAAACAACGACUUACUGCUGGGGAUGCCUUGAAACAUGCCUAUUUUAACCGGUAA
Messenger RNA from Trichoderma virens Gv29-8, 957 nucleotides. It is a transcript of the gene CSK2B, whose product is annotated as casein kinase II subunit alpha. Gene Ontology annotation, cellular component: protein kinase CK2 complex; nucleus; cytosol. The coding region runs from base 1 to 957 and encodes 318 amino acids. Gene Ontology annotation, molecular function: protein serine/threonine kinase activity; protein tyrosine kinase activity; ATP binding. The transcript has 5 exons. Lineage: Eukaryota; Fungi; Ascomycota; Sordariomycetes; Hypocreales; Hypocreaceae. The record is from RefSeq and is a predicted model, not a curated record. Gene Ontology annotation, biological process: protein phosphorylation.